This is a messenger RNA of Raphanus sativus (radish), 561 nucleotides long. RefSeq lists its product as uncharacterized. The record is from RefSeq and is a predicted model, not a curated record. Lineage: Eukaryota; Viridiplantae; Streptophyta; Magnoliopsida; Brassicales; Brassicaceae. Bases 1 to 561 code for a protein of 186 amino acids. The transcript has 3 exons.
AUGAGAUUGCUCGCUGGUCUUACUGAUGAUGCAGCAAAAGAGCUUCAAUCCUUCUCAAAAUGGAUUUUGGAUAUUGGAGAUGGGAAAAUAAAUUUGCCUAACGACGGUCAAGUGAAGAGAAGGUUUACCUUAGCUCUGACAGUAUUAUCCCAUCCGAUGUUGACGGUAGAAGAAAAUGUAGUAUAUCCUCCAGAGUUUUUGAACAGUGUUAAAGUGGUUGGACUGCCUAGACAUUAUUUGAAGCUGAAGGUUGGUGCUCAUAUUAUGUGUCUCUGUAACAUGGAUCUUGCAGAUGACUUAUGCAAUGGUAGAAUUAUAACCGGAAACACUAUUGCUGGAGACAAAGUCUGGAUUCCUACAAUGUAUGUCAUCCCACCUGACACAAUGUUUCCCUUCAGAAUGCGUCGAAGACAGUUUCCCGUUACAUUGGCUUUCGCGAUGGCCAUCAACAAAAUCCAAGGUCAAACACUAGAAAGUGUUGAUUUGUUUCUGCCUAGGCCAGUGUUCCUCAUGGUCAGCUCUACGUUGCACUUUCAAGAGUUAAGUCGAGAGCUGGAUUAA